AUGGGGGGAGGUGAUUUGAAUAUGAAAAAAUCCUGGCAUCCCCUCUUGAUUCGCAAUCAAGAGAAGGUAUGGAUGGAGGAGAAAAAAGCCUUGGAAGAAAGAAAAAGAAUUGAACAAAUAAAAAAGGAAAUAGAAGAAGAAAGACAGCUUCAAGAAUUGCAAAAAUUACAAGAAGCAUCAGGCGGAAAAAAACGUGUAGAGCGUUUAGAUUGGAUGUAUGCAGCACCACAUCUUUCAGAUGAUUCAAAAACAACCGAAGAAAUGGAGGCAUAUUUAUUAGGGAGAAAAAGAAUAGACGAAAUUCUUAAAGAUGAUAAUACAAAGCUUGAAAAUGGAAAAAAACCAUUUAUUGCUACACAAAAUGCAAACACGGUAAGAGACAUUCAAAAUAAAAUACGGGAAGAUCCUUUGCUGGUUAUUAAAAAACAAGAACAAGCACAAUAUGAAGCUAUUAGAAAUAACCCUAUUAAAUUGCGUCAACUUAUGGAAGCACAAAAUGAAAAAAAAAGAAAGGAAAAUAAAAAUAGCCAUCAUUAUUCACAUCAUUCACCAUCAAAACAUAGUAAUGGCGAAUCAAGAAGCCGCAAUCUACAUCAACGACAUUUAGAUCGAUCUCCAUCUAGACAUCAUUAUAAUCGUACCUUGAAAUCACCUAUUUCUCGCUCAUCAAGAUCCAUAUCACCACGCCGAUCUUCCCGUUCUGAAAGAUGCUAUGAAAGAUCAUAUGUUUCAAAUCACUGGACCUCAAAAACAACAAAUGCAUCAAACAAUACCAUUAAUGGCAAACACAAAGAAAAUGAAAAAGAAAGAGAAGAACGGCUUGCUGCUAUGACAAAAAAUGCAGAAACACUAGAUAAAGAACGUCAAAAGCGUUUACUGGAGCUCUCUAAACGAGAGGCAGAGGAUGAAAAAAGAGAACAUGAAGAAAGAAUGGCAAAUAAGAAAUGGGGUGAUAAUAAAAGCACUUAUUUAAGAGAAGUGGCGAGACAAACAUAUGGAGAAUCAAUGGAUUUAUCUGAACGAAUACGAAGAAACGGUCAAACUCGAUUAGGCGAUUAAUUUUUUUAAAAAAAAUAUAUACAUAUAAACAAAAAAAGAUUUAAAAAAAUAUACAAAAAUAAAUAUCAGAAAAGAAGAAAAGACGCUAAUAACGAUAUAAGAAAGAUUUAUUAAUAUCUUAAA
Messenger RNA from Pneumocystis murina B123, 1182 nucleotides. RefSeq lists its product as hypothetical. Gene Ontology annotation, biological process: mRNA splicing, via spliceosome. Bases 1 to 1059 code for a protein of 352 amino acids. The transcript has 5 exons. Gene Ontology annotation, cellular component: U2-type spliceosomal complex. NCBI's taxonomy places the organism in Eukaryota, Fungi, Ascomycota, Pneumocystomycetes, Pneumocystales, Pneumocystaceae. The record is from RefSeq and is a predicted model, not a curated record.